This is a messenger RNA of Platichthys flesus (European flounder), 7328 nucleotides long. RefSeq names its product adhesion G protein-coupled receptor A3. Gene Ontology annotation, molecular function: protein binding; G protein-coupled receptor activity. The transcript is spliced from 19 exons. Lineage: Eukaryota; Metazoa; Chordata; Actinopteri; Pleuronectiformes; Pleuronectidae. Bases 424 to 4599 code for a protein of 1391 amino acids. The record is from RefSeq and is a predicted model, not a curated record. Gene Ontology annotation, cellular component: postsynaptic density; plasma membrane; glutamatergic synapse. Gene Ontology annotation, biological process: cell surface receptor signaling pathway; G protein-coupled receptor signaling pathway.
GAGACGUUGUGUAAAGUGGAUAGUGAGGCAGCAUUUCUCAACACCAACACUUGUUUGACUGAUUCUGCUUCGCGUAAAGAAAAGGACGCGUCGCGGUGAACAUGUUUCCGGACUUUGAAAGCGCACCGGUGGAACUUUUCCCUGCGCAAACCACAGCGCAGGAGACAAAUUGCAGGGAUUCAAACUGGAGCAAAUGAGGGAGAUGCAGCUUUUUACAACACCCAGGUUCAACUUCAUGUCCAGGUCCAACGCUAAGAGUGGCGUCCAAAGUUUCCGGCGCAUGGAGACGCAGCAGGUGAGCGGCAGGACAUGAGGUCCGGACUGAAGGGAGACACCGUGAGAUGGUCCCGACCCGUCAUAGAAGCUGGGAGGACGUUACUUGACAGGAGCGUGUGUUUGAAAGAAUAAUCCCAGUCCGCCAGCAUGCGAGCGCCGAUGAGUUCACUGUGCGCAAUGGUCGCACUGGUCCUCGGGCUGUGGGAGUCCAGCUUGGCCAACAGAAACUGCCCCGACCUGAUCGUUGACAGCUGUCACUGCUCGGCGGAGAGGUCCAAGGAGCUGAGCAGGCAGCAGCCGCUCCGAGUGAAAGUGGUCUGUGAGGAUGUGGACCUGAUGGACACCCUGCAGCCCAGCUUCGUACCCAACACCACUGUGUCCCUAAACCUGGGCAACAACAAGAUCUCCCUGCUGCGGAACGGCUCCUUCUACGGCUUGGCUGCGCUGGAAAAACUGGACCUGAAGAAUAAUUUGAUUAGCACACUGGAGCCCGGGGCCUUCCGUGGUCUGUUGGCUCUGAGGAGACUGGACCUAUCCAACAACAGGAUUGGCUGUCUUUCCCCCGAAAUGUUUCUCAAUCUGGGCAACCUCUCAAAAUUGAAUUUAUCUGGCAACAUCUUCUCCACCCUCACUGUGGGACUCUUCACACACCUCGUGGCUCUCAGAGUGCUGCACUUCCACACUGAGACCUUGUUCUGUGACUGUCAGCUGAAGUGGCUGCUCCUCUGGGCCCGAAGCAACUCGGUGAGGAUUGGGAACGACACGGUGUGUGUGUUCCCCACCCGGCUCGACGGCCUGGAGUUUCGCAACCUACGUGAACAGCAACUCAGAUGCGAUGGACCUCUGGAGAUGCCCCUCUUCCAGCUCAUCCCUUCUCAGCGCCAACUGGUUUUUCGUGGGGACCGGCUCCCCCUGCAGUGCACUGCCUCCCACGUGGACCCGUCGGUGGAGCUGCGGUGGCGUCACAACGGCCACACCAUGACCACGCAGGAGGACAGGGGCAUCUACGUGGAGGAGACCCUGCUUCACGACUGCUGCCUGCUGACCAGCGAGGUCGUCCUCUCCAACAUCGACGUGGGCAUCUCUGGCAUCUGGGAGUGCAUGGUGACCAGUUCCCGUGGCAACACCUCUCAGCAAAUGGAGAUAGUUGUUCUGGAGACGUCGGCACCGUACUGCCCCACUGACAGAGUCACCAACAACAAGGGGGACUUCAGGUGGCCGAAGACUCUAGCUGGGAUCCUGGCCUUCCUGCCCUGUGCGCCAUCGACCUUCGGCUCGGCCCAGCACCCCUCCGGGGGCGCUCACAGCCCCUCCAGCCAGAGAGAGAAGAAGGCGUGGCGGCGCUGCGACCGGGCUGGGCGCUGGGCUGAGGAGGACUACAACCAGUGCCCCUACGCCAGCGAGCUCACCCGCGUGCUGCACGAGCUCACCCAGAUAACGAUUAACACCACCAACGCUCAGCCAUUAGGACGGCAGCUAGUGGCUUUCACCAGCAGGGCGGCGCACUUCACUGACGUCAUGGACGUGAUCUUUGUCACACACCUGGUGGAGAGGCUGACGCGGCUGGUGGACAAACGCAGAGACCUGGGGGACUACAUCUCAGACAUAGCCAGUAACAUGAUGCUCGUGGAGGAGCAUAUCCUGUGGAUGGCCCAGAACGAGGCGCGGGCGUGCACUCGCAUCGUGCAGUGUGUGGAGCGUAUCGCCGACCUGGCACUGACCGGAGACAAUCAGGUCAUUUCUAAGGUGUCUGCUAACAUCGCUCUGGAGGCCUUCCUGAUCCGGCCAUCCAACUUCCUGGGCCUGUCCUGCACGGCCCUCCAAUUAACCCCCGCUUCCGCCCCCUCCCCAUUCCCCGGCAGCCACUCCCACGAUGACAAAGGCGCGGGCAGAGAGCGCGACACCGCAGGGGAAUCCAUGCUCAACUUCAAAUGCCACACCCUCAACAGCAGCGGCCCGCCGGCCAGUCAGAUCAGCAAGAACUCAGUGGCAGUCGCCUCAAUCCAUUUACCGCUGGCUGGUACGCCUAUCCCCUCCUCUGCGCUGCAAUCUGUUGAUAACUCCACUUGCAGGCUGCAGUUCAUUGUGUUUCGCAAUGGGAAACUCUUCCCUUGCACGGGGAAUUCGUCGAAUCUCGCCGACGAUGGGAAGCGUAGGAGCGUUUCAACACCAGUUGCUUUCACCAAAUUAGAUGGGUGCAGCCUCGGGAGCGCCGUGCACUCCGUUACCAUCGCUCUCAGGCACUUCGCACUGGGUGUAGACCCCACCGCGGCUUACUGGGAUUUUGACCUGCUGGAUGGACACGGCGGCUGGAGGGCAGAGGGCUGCCACAUAACAGGCUCCGGGGGCAACACGACCACCAUUCAUUGCACCCACCAUAAUAACUUUGCAGUGCUGAUGGAUCUGAAGAAGGUGCUGUCUUUCCCCCCGUACCCUGGGGAGUUUUUGCACCCGGUCGUGUAUGCCUGCACGGCGGUCAUGUUGCUCUGCCUCUUCGCCUCCAUCAUCACGUACAUAGUGCACCACAGCUCAAUCCGCAUCAGUCGGAAGGGAUGGCAUAUGCUCCUCAACUUCUGUUUCCACACGGCUCUGACCUUCGCCGUGUUUGCCGGCGGCAUCAAUCGAAUCAAAUACCCCAUCAUCUGUCAAGCAGUCGGGAUCGUGCUGCACUACUCGUCUCUGUCGACCAUGCUGUGGCUCGGGGUGACGGCGAGGAACAUUUAUAAACAGGUGACCAAAAAGCCUCCGCAGAGCCAAGAUGGUGACCCGCCUCCGCCCCCUAAACAGCCCCUGUUGAGCUUUUAUUUAGUCAGCGGUGGAGUGCCCCUCAUCAUCUGCGGGGUCACGGCAGCCGUCAGUUUCGACAACUAUGGCAGCGGGGAGCAGGCGCCAUACUGCUGGAUGGCCUGGGAGCCCAGCCUGGGGGCCUUCUUCGGCCCAGCGGCCUUCAUCUUCCUGGUGACAUGUGUCUACUUCCUGUGCACCUUCAUCCAGCUGCGGCGACACCCCGAGAAGAAGUAUGAGCUCAAGCAGCUGACGGAUGAGCAGCAGAGGCUGGCCGCCGUCGAUGUGCCGACCCACUGUCAUCAGGGAGCCGAGCCCGGAGCCCUGACGGCCCCGCCUGGCGGGAGUCACUGCCCUGCAGGCUGCCCGGGCAUCCCCAUCAACCCCGCGCUGCUGGCCAAUGAGCACUCCUUCAAGGCCCAGUUACGAACCGCGGCCUUUACCCUUUUCCUGUUCUUAGCCACCUGGACAUUCGGCGCACUGGCCGUGACCCAAGGCCACUUCCUGGAUAUGAUCUUCAGCUGCCUCUACGGUGCCUUCUCCGUCACCCUUGGCCUCUUCAUCCUCAUCCAUCACUGUGCCAAGCGUGAUGAUGUCUGGCAUUGCUGGUGCUCCUGUUGUCCCGGACGACAAGCCAAUGCUUGUUCUGGCGCCCACGGGCCAGCUCAGGCCCGGCCCAAGGUUAACGUGAAUGGAGAUACCCCCGGGCACAGCCACGGUCACAGCCACUGCCACCAUGACUCACCAUGUCAGGGAAAAGCAGUGAUGAGCUGCGGUCAUGGCACUUUAGGUCACUGUAAGCAUGCUGCCCUUCCAUCCUCGCAAAACCAUGUGACGUGUCUGGCACCGUUGACGCCGUGUUGCGCCGCCCUUCAUAGCCAGCAGCUGAUGGAGCAGGAGCCUGCAGCAACUCAUGUACUCCUGCACCCAGACCCAGAGGGUUACAGGCCAGGGAUCCAGUUGCACCCCUGCCUAAAGAGCAGCACCAGGACUAAAAGCCGUCACUUCAGCCGCCGGGCCGGGGCCGGCACUUGUGGAGCAGGGAGUGAGAGGGAGUAUGCCUAUCACAUCCCCUCCAGCGUGGACGGAGGCAGCGUGCACAGCUCACACACUGACAGCCCCCACAGCACACACGAGCGUCACGCCCACAUCUGCCCACAUCUGGCCCACGAAGGCCACCAUGACGGGCAUCACACGUGCCAGGCAGCGGCAGCCACCACGCACGAGGCCCUGGCGUGCCAUAACCCCUGCCACAGGCAUAUCUGCUGUGCCAAGGCAGACCUUCUCCCUUCUCUGUGCCCGGCAGAUGCAGGCGACACGGGCAUCUUCCUGUGUGGCUGUGGCAAAGUGGCCGAGGAGGACCCCACGGCGACACAUCACCAUCUGGAGAUGCACGCCCCGCGCAGACAAUCCUACCCCCAGAACCCGCCCAAUCAGAAUGGGAUUCUAAAAGGGGGCCUACACGAAGGACUCCUGUACACCUCAGACAGCACAGGGAAUAUACGCACUGGACCCUGGAAGAAUGAAACUACUGUGUAGUGAGGGAAGGAAAAAAAAACAGGGGGGACAGGCAGCAGUCCUGCCUCGUAAACCCUUCUAGAAUUGAGAAAAAGAAUUGAACGACAUUUUGAACAUCACAAUCAGCGUGGGAUAUUUUUAUUUCAAUGUCCUCAUGUUUUUAUGUGUGCUGUUUUACUGUACAGAAAUCUGAUAUCAUCCUAAUGCUCCCCGUCGAGCAUCCAUACACAAAACAGAAUCUCUUCCAUCAAGAAGAAUUUGUGAAAUAUAUGUCACAUGAUUCCAUCCGAUGUAAUUGAAGGUAUUUCUAUCAUUCCAUAUAACUGCAGAUCUCUCUCUAUAUAUAUACAAAAUGAACGGUUAUGUAUGAAUAUGUGUGUUAGUGCUCAAAGGCAACAAGCUGCAAGAUUCUUUUUUUUACAGUUUGAAUCUGAAUCCAUCAAAUACUCUACGAUGACAGUGAACCUCCAGUACUUUAAAGAACUCUCGGCAUCCAUGUUUUAGACGACUAAACCAGCAAUUUUAGACUUCAUGGGUAGUUUUUUGUCAGUCAAGCAACAGUGAAUAUCUAAAUGAUAUUUUCUAAAUAAUAUACAAAGAUGCUGUCGCUUGCCAGAGAUGCCAGUGACGUUACCUAACGGUAAUGGGCAAAAGAGAAAAGUGAAAUUUAAGCGUCCUCCUCCAGGUUGGUAUCGAUCGUGCCGUCUGUAUGAUGUCUUCACCGUUGUGUUUCUUUUUCUCUGGGAGACAAGUAAAUAACAACAGCGUCAACAGCAACAGCGUGGGCCCUGUGAAUAGAGAGCUGGUGCCACUGAGUCAUUGGAUCCAGUGUGAAGUUUUCAUUCCCACUGUGCCACACUGAGGCGGGUCCACGCAGCGAGCUCUUCCCCGAAACCAGUGUGCAGGUUUUUAUACUCGUCAGCUCAGCUCUGCUCUCACAUGCCACAUGUGACGUUAUGAUUUUCUUUGUAAAAAUCCAGCACUCGAAGCAUUUUAGGACAAAGAGAGAGUGAACGUGAUUAUGAAAGAAAGAAGCCGUAUAAUAAAUGUUCCAGCCUGUACCGAUGUCUAUGAAAACCAAUAAAACAUUUCAGACAACCUCCCCCACCACCGGCUGAAAUGAGACAUGGCAGGAACCACUGCAAACUCAACCCCUUUAUAAUUGUAUUCCUUUUUUCUAUUUUUGUCCCAGAAAUGCCCCAAAGCAUGCACGCCUCCUUCUAUGUAGCUGGGUGAUAUCGUUUUUUACAGUCUGAAUUUAUGCCCCGUCCAUGAACAUAUUAUUUGCUUUGACCUGAUAAAACUGCUGCAGCUUGCCAUGUCUCAUUUUUGUCACACUCGUGGAUUAAGCCUAGUUCCCAACAAACACUGUACUAUUUCCCACCGGUAAUCUCCAUUUAACACGACUUUAAGCUUCGAUUUAUCCCAGAAUCCACUCCUGAAAUAUCAUAACCCUCCCUGUUCUGCUUUGAUAACUUGUGUCAAGAGAGGCCAAGGUUGAAAUAUAGAUCUUUAGUUUGUUUUUUGGGAUCCAUGAAGGUCAAAUUCUCUUUGAAGGAUUGCCACCCAGUGGAGGAGGCAGAAGAGACGCUGUAUUGGUUUGGAAGCACUUAUAUCGAGUUUGAUCGUCCAGACAAAACCUGUCAUACAUUUCCUCAGUAAAGGCAAUCCCCCCCCCCCCCCCAAAAAAAAAAGUACGCUCUACAGCAGCGCAUAUAAUCUCACAGCAAACCCUGCUCUAGCUACAGCACCUCAGCAUGCACACCAUCUCUUCAUCCAUCUUGUGCAUUCUUGUCUGUGUAUAUAGAAUUGGUUUCUGAUGAAUUAUUUUAUAUGAGAUUUAAGAUAUUUAAGAAUAAAAUAAAAGUCUAUAUGUAAUGAAAGUUGUAUGGGGAAAAAAAAACACUGACCUCUUAAUGUUAAUGCUCAGUAUCUGAGUUUAGAAAUGUCUGUUUUUUGUUGUUUUUUUUCAUUUUCAAAUGCCUUUUUUUCUGUUGCAGUUUUUUAAGUUGACUUCAUAAAGUAUGCUUUAUGACUUGUCCUGUCAUAUCAGAAAUUAGAAAUGCACUACACAUAAUAACGUUUGGCCCGCCAGAAUGGAAAUUGUCACUCACAGUGUGAUUAUUAUGAAAAAUGUUUGUUCAGACAAAAUUCCUGAUGCUCCUUUCAUUAGGAUGACAGGCUUUUUAAUAGUGUAAUUAUGCCGUGUUAGACAUCAGAGAUGAUGCAACCUCAUAUCUUUGCACAGGGCCUGUGGAGUUAUUUCCAGGGUUUGGAACAAAAAGGGAUAUUAUGGGUCCAGCUUAUGAGUCGCCCACAAUUUAUCAAAUAAUACAGGCUCCUAUGGGCCACCUUGGACGCAGGCAAUUAUUGGCCCUGGCUUCAUAGAUAUUGGAAAGGGAUUUGUAACAGUAUCACAACGAAAACAUUUGAAAUCAGCCCCUUCCACAUAAAACUGAGAGGACAUUGGUCUAGGUUAAUUGCCGGGCAAGGUGCGUAUGUGCCGGUGUGUCUUAGGCGCAGCCCAAGCUUUUCCCGUGUCUGAGAGAAGACGUCGGGUUUUUGGGGCCACCUCUUUCUGUCAUCAGUAGCAGACGUACUGCCCUAAAACAAGCUCGCCGACUUAGUCUCCCCUAACCGGAUGGCUGCUGGAAUAUUCACCUGUGGUACUGUGACAAAAACCUAAAGCCAGUUUUCACUUUUUUCUACAUUGACACAGAUUCCAAUAAAUGUAUUUUUUCACCAUGCAA